AUGGUCAAUGUGGUGCUAGCGCCCCUGCUGGGGCUGUUGACGGCCGAGGGCCUGCUCGCCGCGCUGCUGUGCGCCCCGAUCCGACCACUGCAGAAUCUUGCGGCGGACUUUGUGCGGGGAUGGUCGCGUGGGGCUCUGGGGCGGACGGUGCUGAUGAUGCUGCUGGGCGCGCUGUUCGUGGUGUUCGUCGCGUCGAUGUACGAGGGAUCCACGGUGCGCAGCAAGGCGCAGCAGACGCCUGACACCGACGAGGGGCGCCGGGAAGCGCUCAUGCUGCUCCAGCAAGAGAUAGGUAUCGAACAGGGCGCCAUACUCUCCGCAGCAGCGAUGGUCAUGUCGGUGGUGGUCUACUCGUACGCGGGCUGCGUCCGCGACGGCCGCGGGCUGCGGCAGGACGUGCGUCAGCUCAAGGCGGAGCGCGACAAGCUCGUCUCUGAGCUGACGAGCAGCAAGAAGAGCGGGGCGAGGGCGGCGCCGAACGGAACAGCCAAGGACGGCGCCGACAAGGCCGGGGGCUUCCUCAACAGCCUCAUCGGCUCCAAGGCGCCGGACGACACGGUCAAGGGUCUGAAGAAGGAGCUGGAGGACGCCAAGGUGGAGAAGGAGAAGGCGGCGAAGAGCAAGGCGCAGGCGCGGGCGGAGGUGGAGGCCAUGCGCAGCCAAACGAAGAACCUCGCCAGCGAGUACGAUCGGCUGCUGGCGGAGAACUCGCGGCUGAUCAAGGAGAUCGCGGAGAUCAGGGGCACGCCGCCGGCGGACAAGAAGGGCCAGUGA
This is a messenger RNA of Pedinophyceae sp. YPF-701, 774 nucleotides long. NCBI's taxonomy places the organism in Eukaryota, Viridiplantae, Chlorophyta, Pedinophyceae. The record is from the annotation of a GenBank genome assembly.